AUGGACAUGGCCAAUGACACCACCCCAGAUGGCUUCAUCCUUCUGGGCUUCUCAGAUAACCCCAGGUUGGAAAUUACUCUCUUUAUGGUUGUGUCCAUCUUCUACACGGUCACCCUAGUGGGCAACAUCACCAUUAUACUUUUGUCCCACAUAGACUCUCAUCUCCAAACCCCCAUGUACUUCUUCCUCACCCAGCUCUCCUUCCUGGACCUUUGCUUCACCACCAGCUGCAUUCCCCAGAUGCUGGUCAACCUCUGGGGCCCAGACAAGACCAUCAGCUACCUGGGAUGUGCAGCUCAACUCUACAUCUUCCUGGGGUUGGGUGCUGCGGAGUGUGUCCUGCUGUUGGUCAUGGCUUUUGACCGCUACAUAGCAGUGUGUCGGCCCCUGCACUAUGUGGUCAUUAUGCACCCAAAGCUGUGCCAGAAGCUGGUGCUCCUGGUCUGGGUGUGCGGGAUUUUUGGCACCUUGGUGCAUUCCCCCACCACAAUGAAGCUGCCCUUCUGCCAUCACCACCAAGUGGAUGACUUUGUAUGUGAAGUUCCUGCAUUGAUCCGCCUGGCCUGUGGAGACACACGCACCAAUGAACUUCAGAUAUCAGUGAUUGGGGCCAUCUUCCUGAUGGUGCCGCUACUGCUCAUCCUUGUCUCCUACAGCCACAUUGCCAAGGCAGUACUGGCCAUCCAGUCCCAACAGGGAAGGAUCAAGGCCUUCCACACCUGCUCUUCCCACCUGGUGGUUGUCUUCCUCUUCUACUGCAGUGUCACUGCAGUCUACAUCCAGCCCCGGAGCCAUUUUUCCAAGAAAGGAGGGAAAUUCCUGACUCUUUUCUAUACUGUGGUGACUCCUACUCUCAACCCCCUUGUCUACACCUUGAGGAACAAGGAUGUGAAGGGGGCUCUCAAGAGGCUAUUUGGGAAAGACGAAAUGGCUAGUGAGGACUGA
Molecule: messenger RNA, 945 nt
Organism: Trichechus manatus latirostris (Florida manatee)
Lineage: Eukaryota; Metazoa; Chordata; Mammalia; Sirenia; Trichechidae
Product: olfactory receptor 2H2-like
Exons: 1
Coding region: 1-945 (314 amino acids)
Biological process (GO): detection of chemical stimulus involved in sensory perception of smell; G protein-coupled receptor signaling pathway
Cellular component (GO): plasma membrane
Molecular function (GO): G protein-coupled receptor activity; olfactory receptor activity
Source: RefSeq, a predicted model, not a curated record